This is a messenger RNA of Fraxinus pennsylvanica, 549 nucleotides long. The record is from the annotation of a GenBank genome assembly. Lineage: Eukaryota; Viridiplantae; Streptophyta; Magnoliopsida; Lamiales; Oleaceae.
AUGCCGCCUCCUCCGAGUGGUCCAAGCUCCUUAUUUUCCAGUUCUGCUACCUCAUCUUUCUUUUUGCCUUCUCGCUCCUGUCCACCGCUGCUGUUGUCUUCACCGUCGCCUCACUUUACACCUCCAAGCCAGUCUCCUUCUCCUCCACCAUGGCAGCCAUUCCCAGUGUCUUCAAGCGGCUCUUCAUCACCUUCUUCGAUGAAGAAGAGCUACGAGUUGUUGAAGGGGAAAAUUGGCAUGGGAUUUGUACUGGUUUUUGGGUACUUGGCUAUUUGUGGAGUGAUUAAUGGGCUAUUUGGGUCGAUUGUGGUGCAUGGUGGUGAGGAUUACGGGGUUUUGACAAGGAUUAUGGUCGGCGGGUUCCUCGUUGGGAUUUUGGUGAUUGUGAAUCUUGUAGGGCUAUUGGUGCAGAGUGUGUUUUACUAUGUCUGCAAGAGCUAUCAUCAUCAAGGGAUUGAUAAGAGUGCACUGUAUGAUCAUCUCGGUGGAUAUCUUGGGGAAUAUGUGCCUCUCAAGAGCAGCAUUCAGAUGGAAAACAUGGAUGUUUGA